This is a messenger RNA of Lotus japonicus, 1366 nucleotides long. RefSeq names its product BEACH domain-containing protein C2-like. The transcript is spliced from 8 exons. The coding region runs from base 321 to 920 and encodes 199 amino acids. NCBI's taxonomy places the organism in Eukaryota, Viridiplantae, Streptophyta, Magnoliopsida, Fabales, Fabaceae. The record is from RefSeq and is a predicted model, not a curated record.
CCCCUCACCUCAUAUCGCGUUUUUUCACUCUCCUCUACCUCACUUCACGUUGAACCUCUCUCAGCCUCUCUCUCAGAUCGCGAUUCCUUGACUCCUUCUCAGCGAUGGCGAACUCCAUGGCUUGAACCUCUCUCAGCGAUGGCGAACUCCAUGGCUUGAAGGUUUGUGAUUUGGAUCUGUUUGUUUUGGUUAGGAAUUAGGGCUCGAAUUUAUCUUGUUUUGGUAAAAUCGAGUGGUUUCCUGGGUUUGGUUUCUUCGAUUUCUUCCACUGUGCACGCUCUGCUUCAGAUCCAAACAAGAUCAGUAAUUUUGAGUAUCUAAUGCAAUUCAAUACACUGGCUGAGCCUAGUUAUAAUGAUAUAACGCAGUAUCCUGUUUUUCCCUGGAUUCUUUCUGAUUACAGUUCAGAGAGUUUGGAUCUUUCAAAUCCUUCUUCUUAUCGAGAUCUUUCAAAGCCUGUUGGUGCACUGAACCCUGAUCGUCUGAAAAAAUUUCAAGAGAGAUAUGCUAGCUUUGAUGAUCCAGUUAUCCCCAAAUUCCAUUAUGGAUCACACUACUCAAGUGCAGGAACAGUCUUAUAUUACCUUGUUAGAGUUGAACCUUUCACCACCCUUGCAAUCAAAUUACAAGGCGGAAAUUUUGAUCAUGCAGAUCGGAUGUUUUCUGAUAUUUCUGGUACUUGGAAUGGAGUUCUUGAGGAUAUGAGUAAUGUUCGUGAGCUAUUUUACCUCCCCGAAGUCCUCACUAAUGAAAAUUCAAUUGAUUUUGGUACAGCGCAGUUAGGAGGAAAACUUGAUACUGUAAGACUUCUAGCUUUGGCUGAGAAUCCAGUUGAUUUUGUGCACACGCAUAGGAUGGUUUUGGAGAGUGAGUAUGUAUCUGCUCAUUUACAUGAAUGGAUUGACCUCAUAUUUGGGUAGGUCUUUUUAAGACUUUUCAGUUUCUCGUCCUACUUUUGCUGUUUGCAGUAAAGUCGUGCACCUACUUCAAAGCUUCCUCUUGUUUAUUUUCACUUGUACACAAUAUUUUCAUGAGUGAUUCAUUGCCAUUAUGUUUAAUCGUUUCAUUUCAUUUUUCUUCACUAGCAAGCAAUGUUCCCUAACACUGUAUGCAUGUUACUUUAUUUUAAUGAACAUUCUAUGCAUGAAGGGUCUAUGAACAUGAUAUUGGCUAAUUGUGUAUUCCUUGGAUUUAUGAACUAUGUAAUCUGUUUCAUUCUUUCCAUGUGUGUAAGGGAAAGCAUACCUUUACCAGCUUAGGUUUUCAUAAUGUAAAUGAAAAUCUGAACUGGCAGUGUGUACCUGCAUUCAUAGAAUUUGCGUGUAGCUUAGCUGUGCAAAUUUUUAUUGUUUGAGUAUCUUGUGAA